AUGCCGGGCGGAGCAUGGGUAUGUCUGGUGACCGCGCUGAUGCUCCUGGUCCUGGGAAAAGACCAGCAAGCUCCAGAAUGCUCUCCUGGGGGCCACCAGUUUCUUCGGAGUCCAUACAGAAGUGUCCACUUUGACUCAGUGGACCUCCAGCAUUCUGCUGCUCAAGACCUGCUCUGUGACUAUUCUCUCAUCCCUGGAUGGUACCGAUUUUUCAUCUUUGACAGACCCGCUGAGAUGCCAACCAAAUGUGUUGAGAUGAACCACUGUGGAACUCAGGCCCCCAUCUGGCUAUCUCUGAGUGGCUCAGAAAAACUUCCCCUUCCUGGAGAGAUCAAGCCACUGACAGCGUGUGCCACUUGGCAGUUUCUGUUUAGCACUGAAAAAGACUGCUGCCUCUUUCAAAUCCCUGUGUCUGUUAGAAACUGUGGAGAUUUUUUUGUGUACUUCCUGCAACCCACCCAGGGAUGCAUGGCUUACUGUGCUGAAGCUAUUUCUGAUGUGAAGUUACACACAUGUGGCCCUGGAGAAAUAGAAAUUGGAGGUGACUGUAUUGGCUGGCUAUCCACAGUAUCACCUCCUCCAUCUCCAGGCAGUCCGAAGGUGACAGUGGAGCUGGUUGACUCACAGGUGUUUUGUAGGUGUGCUUUUGAUGUCCCUCCCAUGAACAACUCAGUAGGAUUCCUCAUAGCCUGGUCUAGGUUUUCUUCCCAAGAAAUCAAAGAAGAGCUGAGACAAGAGAGCACUCUUCAGGCAUUUUCCCUCUUAGAACUUGAUGGCAUAAAUCUCAGACUUGGAGAUAAGAUAUUCUGCAGUGCUUCCAUCUUUUUAUUGGAGAAACCAGAUGUACAAAGCAUUGCUGUUGAAAGCCAAGGAUUUUUUGCAGGAAUUAGGUUAAAACCUGAAUUGAGCACUAUAUCAGAAGAUGGGAAGGAAUACCAGCUGAGGGUAGAAAGUACAAUUCCUAUUGUUUGCUCGGAAUUUAAUGAUCAAGGUUGCAAAAUCUCAUUAAGAUUGAGAACCAUCGAACAAGGUAAAGAACACCUAGGCUUAAAUUUGGCAUUAUCUUCCUGCCAUGUGGACCUUCACCAGAAUUCUUCUUGUAGCAAUGGAAUAUGUAGCCAUGCUGCCGUGUACUACACUGCUGUGACAGACUUCUCCCGGGAUGGAGACAGAGUCACAGGCAUCACGGUGGAACCCAUAGUCAGUGAGGAUUUCCUGUGGGACAAAUACGUUCCAGACAGCAUCCAGAUAAAAGUCAAGGACGUCCCAACAGCUUACUGCUAUUCAUUUACUGACCCACACAUAAUUACCUUUGAUGGCAGGGUAUAUGACAACUUCAAGACGGGAACAUUUGUACUUUAUAAGAGUAUGUCACGUGAUUUUGAAAUACACGUACGCCAAUGGGACUGUGGGAGUCUUCAGUAUCCUGUGUCAUGUAACUGUGGCUUUGUUGCGAAAGAAGAAGCUGACAUAGUUACUUUUGAUAUGUGCAGUGCUCACUUGUAUGAAUCUCCACAAUAUUUAUUUGUAAGGAGCCAAGAUUCAUCAUCAAGCAACGUUAGAAUAACUGAAUCUUAUUUAGGAAGAAAAAUCACGGUUUGGUUCUCCUCUGGAGCGUUCAUCCGUGCUGACCUCAGUGUGUGGGGUAUGAGUAUAACACUCAGGGCCCCUAGUUCAGACUACAGAAACACAUUAGGGCUCUGUGGCACCUUCGAUGAAAACCCAGAAAACGAUUUCCAUGACAAAAACGGGAUCACAAUUGAUCAUGACGCCAACAAUUAUCUUGCUUUUAUCAAUGAAUGGAGGCUUUUACCAGGAAGAAGCAUGUUUGACAAAAGUCCAGCUUCCCAGCAGUUUCUGGAGAAGGUAUCCUACUGUAGCUGUCUGUUGGGUACCCCGUCGCAGCAUCUGGACAGCGGCUCUCACUUAGAAAUGGCUUCCAGCUGCAAAGACCACAAGGACAUCCAGUUCUCUUCCUUGAUACCAGGCCUAGAUAUCACCUCUGAAUAUAUCGACACAGAAGCUCUUGUUAGAAAAAUAAGCACUCAUGCACCCGAGGAAGAAAAUAAUUUGAAUUUCUUACUCCAAGAAAAAGCCCAUACAAACCUAACCAAACUGGAGUUACGUUUGCAGCAUCCUCAAAAUGAGACACAAAACCCACUGAAAUUUUUCAGUAAUGAGAGGCACACACAGGACUGGGAGAUCAGGAGCAACCCACAAAACAGACGGAAACGACAAAACUUGAAGGACUUGUUUCCCAUGUUCGAUUUCCAGAGUCUCGGACAAGCCAACCUGGAAGAGUUUUCUUACUUUUUCCCUGAGGACCACACUGAGGACAGCCAGCAGGAAUUUGUGCCUUCGUGGCCCACAGCCUCCGACCUCACUGAACUGAGCAUCUUGGCUCUUUGUCAGCAGACUCUAGUCAACUCCAGCAUCGGGAGGCUCUGUCUUCCCUUUCUUGGCAGUACACUAAACCGUGCUAUAGACAUGUGUGUGAAUGACAUUCUGCUGAAAGACGACGUGAGGUGGGCAGAAGCAGGAGUGGCCUUGUUAGAGAAUGAAUGUGAGAGACGGGUUCUAGAGGAAGGAAAACACGGCGUAGAAGAAUACAGCAAGUCAAUAGGAGGCAUUCUCGAAGUGUUAAAAUGCCCCAAUCUAUGCAGCGGCCAUGGCCAGUGUAUGGACUGGGGCUGUGCCUGUUUCCCAGGCUACAGUUCCUAUGACUGCAGUGACUCAUAUGACAUAGCUCCUGAAAUUACGGAACUUGAGAAUGCCGGAUUCUGUGACAUUCAGAAGCAGAAUUGUGUUACAGCGAGAGUUUUUGGUCAAGGCUUCAAAGCAUUACCGUACACCAAGUGUGAAGUUACUAAGCUAGAGUAUAAUGGCAGUGAAUGGGUGCUUGGAGCAAGUGUCUACACACAGACAGUCUUUCAAGACAGCAGUGCAGUUGAUUGUCAACUACUCACUAAUAGCCAGCAUUUUGAUACUAUGGAUCUCAUGGGAGAAAAGUUCUUUACAAAGUUGCAAUUAAAGGUAUCUAACGAUGGUUAUGCAUUCAGUAAUCCCAAGAUAAUGACUAUAUAUGAUGGCGCUUGUCAAAUAUGUGGACUCCAGGAGAAUGACUCAUGCAUUAUGAAGGAUAAUGUUUGUGUUAUUAAUGGUCUCUGCUACAAUGAAGGGGAUAAAAACCCUACCAGCUCUUGUUUGGUUUGUAGACCCCAAAUAUCAAAUUCUACUUGGUCAUUUUUGGAAAAUAACCAGCCCCCUGUGAUACAGGCACUGCAAGGCACAUUACAGGUAUUUUACGGAGAAGAUUUUGAAUACCAGUUCAUGGCCUGGGAUCCAGAACAUUCUGAGAUACAUUUUACACUGGAUUCUGGUCCUGAUGGAGCAAGCAUCUCCUCUGAAGGACUUCUUACAUGGAAAUCAGAGUCACUGACUCCUCAGAGAUUCACUGUCCGUCUUAAGGAUGACUGCGAGGCUGAAACUACAGUCACAAUGGAGGUGACUGUGAAACCUUGUGACUGCUUGAAUGGAGGCUCCUGUGAGUCGGAUAGGCAAUUUCCUCCAGGAAGUGGGGCAUACCUGUGUGUCUGCUUGCCUGGCUUCCAUGGCCGCCUUUGUGAAGUUGAUGCCAAUGGGUGCCAUCCAAACCCCUGUGACCCUGGCAAAUGUGUUAGAGACUUAAACAGUUACUCGUGUGUCUGUCCUCCUGGGCUCACAGGCAAGAACUGUGAGAAAGAUGUUGAUGAGUGUGAAUCUUGGCCUUGCGUCCCAGGUGUGGAGUGCAUCAAUGUCUUUGGCUCCUACCAUUGUGGCUCAUGUCCAAAAGGAUUUCAUGGGGAUGGGAACAUAUGUCAUGAUUUGAGCUUUCAAUCCCCAUUAGAGAAACAUUUACUAUCAAGUCCAAGCUUUACUCAGAGUCCUGGAACAACUGCCAAUGAAUUCUUAAACUCAACAGGCACCUCUCAAUUGUCGAUAAAAUCAGUUACAACUCAAAUGGAUAAUACAAGGAAGAGUGUUUCUCAUCAGACACCUGCUUAUGAGCAUGCAGAUCACAUUCUCAGUACAAAUCUUACUCUCAAUGAGUCACAAGUUCCUGCACAAAGUGGUGCCCCUUUAAGCAACAAUCCUAGCAGAUCUCUUGGGCAAAUAAGAGAUGAUAUCCAGGGCACUGUUCCAAAAGAGACGAGAAGGGAUAUUGCUCAAAUUAACAAACCUUUCCAAGGUUUUACUCAGUAUGAGUUUGCAUCCUUAACUACUGAAGAAAACACUAUCUUACCAGAGAGCUAUGGAUCAACCAAAACAUCAAAUUGCACAGAAGCAUCUUGUUUCAUGGGUGUUUCCUGUGUGCCAACCACCGAUGGUCACUUCAAGUGUGGACGCUGCCCCAUUGGGUAUUAUGGAGAUGGGACCAACUGCAGAGCAUUUUGUAGGCACUCAUGUGGAAGAAACAUGGAAUGUGUUGCACCAAAUAUAUGCAAAUGUAAACCCGGUUACACUGGUUCCAACUGCCAGACUGCCAUCUGUCGCCCUGUUUGCAAAAAACAUGGAAAAUGCAUUAAGCCUAACAUCUGUGAAUGUCCUCCAGGGCACGACGGAACAACAUGCGAUGAAGAACGUUGUAGCCCUCCUUGCCAACAUGGGGGCACGUGCUUGCCUGGCAAUCUCUGCACUUGUGCUUAUGGAUUUGUAGGAGCAAGGUGUGAAACAUUGGUUUGUAACAAGCACUGUGAAAAUGGAGGCAAAUGUGUUGCUCCAGAUAUUUGCCAGUGCAAGUCUGGCUGGUAUGGACCCACCUGUAGUACAGCUCUGUGUAAGCCUGUUUGCCUCAAUGGUGGUUCCUGUUAUAAGCCAAACACUUGUCUCUGCCCCGAUGGAUUCUUCGGUGCACAGUGCCAGAAUGCCGUUUGUCACCCUCCCUGUAAAAAUGGUGGCCAAUGUAUGAGAAAUAAUGUGUGCACCUGUCGUGGUGGGUACACCGGAAAAAGAUGCCAAAAAAGCAUCUGUGAACCUAUGUGCAUGAAUGGAGGAAAAUGUGUGGGACCAAAUAUUUGCUCCUGUGCUUCUGGUUGGAGUGGGAAACAGUGUAACACUCCAAUCUGCCUUCAGAAAUGUAUGAAUGGCGGUGAAUGCGUAGCUCCCAGCCUGUGCCAUUGCCCUUCCACCUGGGAAGGGGUACAGUGUGAGAAACCCGUCUGCACCCAGAAGUGUCUUCAUGGAGGGAGAUGUGCAUUUCCCGGAGUAUGCUCUUGCCGCACUGGAUACUCUGGAGUAAAAUGUGAAAAGAAGAUACAGGUACCUGAUAAUACAAAUAAUAGAUACAGGCUUCUCUGUGUGUCUUCUCCUUGGUAA
Messenger RNA from Arvicola amphibius (Eurasian water vole), 5355 nucleotides. It is a transcript of the gene Vwde, whose product is annotated as von Willebrand factor D and EGF domains. Gene Ontology annotation, biological process: anatomical structure development. The coding region runs from base 1 to 5355 and encodes 1784 amino acids. Gene Ontology annotation, molecular function: calcium ion binding; signaling receptor binding. NCBI's taxonomy places the organism in Eukaryota, Metazoa, Chordata, Mammalia, Rodentia, Cricetidae. The record is from RefSeq and is a predicted model, not a curated record. Gene Ontology annotation, cellular component: extracellular region; cell surface. The transcript is spliced from 29 exons.